Aspergillus clavatus NRRL 1 is the source of this 567-nucleotide messenger RNA. RefSeq lists its product as uncharacterized. The record is from RefSeq and is a predicted model, not a curated record. The coding region runs from base 1 to 567 and encodes 188 amino acids. The transcript has a single exon. NCBI's taxonomy places the organism in Eukaryota, Fungi, Ascomycota, Eurotiomycetes, Eurotiales, Aspergillaceae.
AUGUCAUCUGUGUCCACGAUAUCCACCAGUCGGUCCCAUUCGAAAUCUCCGCCGCGGCCUGACGGCUACAACGCAAGGAGAGAACAUGAGCGAGCGCCGUCGAGGUCGUCCCAUCAUUCACGGGCAAGAAAAAGACGAUAUAGCGACUCGGUAUCCGAUCACAGUGAUUCUUCAUAUUCAUCUGGCGAGAGACAACGAUCUCGCUCACGCGAAUGGGCACGUGAUAGAAACACACGGCGAAGACGCCAGGAAUCCAGCCCAGAAGUACGUGGCCGACCUAGAAACACCUCCGAGGAUGGCAGCCGAAGAGGUAGGACCCGAAGUAUCAAUAUGGAUCACAGCCGAAUCGCGAAAGAGAGACGAUCGGCGACACCAAAUACGGAGCAAACACACCAUCCUUUGAGAAAGGACACCCGAGAAGCCACUAUCCGCCGGCCAAGUCAUCUGGACAAUCCCCCUAAUAAUGGCUAUAGCAGACCGACUGCCCAGUCAUCACGAAGGGAAAGAAGUCUGAGCCCUUACAGCAAGCGUCUCGCACUAACUCAAGCCAUGAAUAUCGGACGAUGA